Molecule: messenger RNA, 3949 nt
Organism: Python bivittatus (Burmese python)
Lineage: Eukaryota; Metazoa; Chordata; Lepidosauria; Squamata; Pythonidae
Gene: EPHA2
Product: EPH receptor A2
Biological process (GO): axon guidance; ephrin receptor signaling pathway; protein phosphorylation
Cellular component (GO): plasma membrane; dendrite
Molecular function (GO): transmembrane-ephrin receptor activity; ATP binding; protein binding
Source: RefSeq, a predicted model, not a curated record
GACCUGUGGCAGCCGGGCUCGGCCGUGAGUCACCCUGCGAAGGCGACUCCGACUCCGACUCCGGAGGAGGAAAGGGGAGCAAACCAGCGAGCAGGCGAAGGCUCACCUUACAGCCCCAGCAUGGGCGGCCUCCGAGGGGUCAGCGGGGCCCUCCUGGUGCCUUUCUUGCUCCUGCUCCAGACGUUCCGAAGCUCCCAGACCCAGGAAGUUGUCCUGCUGGAUUUUGCCAAGGCACAGGGGGACCUUGGAUGGCUCAAUCAUCCCUAUGGAAAAGGGUGGGACCUUCUCCAGAACGUCAUGAACGAGUCCCUUAUCUACAUCUAUUCCGUCUGCAACGUGAUGGAGGGCGACCAGGAUAACUGGCUGCGGACCAACUGGAUCUACCGUGGGGAAGCCCAGCGUAUCUUCGUUGAAAUAAAAUUCACCGUCCGGGACUGCAACACCUUCUCCACCGGGACCGGCACUUGCAAGGAAACGUUCAACCUCUUCUACGCGGAGUCGGAUGUGGAUUACGGCAUCAAUUUCCAAAAGCGCCAGUUCCACAAGAUUGACACGAUUGCUCCCGAUGAGAUCACUGUGCUCGAAGACUUCAGCACCCGCAACGUGAAGAUCAACGUUGAGGUGCGCUCAAUAGGGCCCCUUACCCGCAAAGGCUUCUACCUGGCUUUCCAGGACAUUGGGGCGUGCGUGGCGCUCCUCUCGGUCCGAAUCUACUACAAGAAGUGCCCCGGAGUCUUCCGCAAUAUGGCCAGCUUCCCAGAAACCAUCGCUGGUGCCGAUUCGCAGACCCUGGCCAAGGUGCCUGGCAUCUGUGUCUCGGAAGCUGUGGCCCCCGAGGAGCCCUUCAUGCACUGCAAUUCGGACGGAGAGUGGCUGGUGCCCAUUGGCGAGUGCCUCUGCCGAGAAGGAUAUGAAAAAGACGGGAACAGCUGCCGAGCCUGCUCGCCUGGAUUCUUUAAACAAGACAUCUCCAACAGCGCCUGCUCCAAGUGUCCCUCGCACACCCUGCCUUCUUCGGAAGGCUCCCUUUUGUGUCCUUGUGACAAAGGCUAUUUUCGGGCUCCAAGCGAUCCAGUUUCCAUGUCAUGCACCAAGCCCCCCUCUGCGCCUCACGGAGUGAGGGCAAUCGGCCUGGGUGCCAAAGUCCAGUUGCGCUGGUCCCCACCCCAGAACACGGGAGGCCGCCAAGACGUCACCUACAGCGUGUCAUGCGAGCAAUGCUGGCCAGAAUCAGGGGAGUGCCGCCCUUGUGACGCCACUCUCCGGUAUUCAGAUAAUCCACACCGGCUCACCGGCACUUCUUUGACCGUCAGUGACCUGGAGCCGCACGUUAACUACACUUUCACAGUGGAAGCUCAGAAUGGAGUAUCCUCCUUCAGUACACAGCGCAGCUACGGAGUCACUAGCAUCAGUGUCAACCAAACAGAGCCACCAAGAGUAACUUCAGUCACCAUGGAUAGUCGCACCGCUACUAGUUUAACUUUAUCUUGGACCGUCCCUCCUCGGCAACAGAGCCAUGUUUGGAAAUACCAGGUUACUUACAAGAAGAAGAAGGAUGAAAACAGCUACUCGGUCCUACGUUCUGAAGGAAACUCGGUCACUCUCCAUAAGCUCACUCCUAAGACCAAGUACUUGGUGAGCGUCCAGGCACUAACUCAGGAUGGUCACGGGGCCCACAGCGUGGAGCACGAGUUUGAGACCCUUCCUGAACAUUCAGAUGGCGUGAAUACGGCAGCAGUCCUCGGAGGUUCCAUUGCUGGCUUCAUCUUCAUGCUUGUUAUAGUUGCGAUAAUUUUUCUGCUCAUCCGACAGAGGAAAAAGAAUUUGCGGGCCCGGCAGACAUCAGAAGAUGUUUACUUCUCCAAGUCUGAUCAGCUCAAGCCCCUGAAGACUUAUGUGGAUCCGCACACCUACGAAGACCCCAAUCAGGCGCUGUUGAAGUUCACCCCUGAGAUCCAUCCUUCGUGCAUUUCCCGACAGAAAGUUAUUGGAGCAGGAGAAUUUGGGGAAGUUUACAAAGGAGUUCUGAAAAAUGGCAAGAAGGAGAUCCCUGUGGCCAUUAAGACCCUGAAAUCAGGUUACACAGAAAAACAACGUGUUGACUUUUUGAGUGAGGCAAGCAUCAUGGGGCAAUUCUGUCACCACAACAUUAUUCAUUUGGAAGGAGUUGUCUCCAAAUAUAAGCCUUUCAUGAUCAUCACAGAAUACAUGGAGAAUGGCGCCCUGGAUAAAUUCCUACGGGAAAAAGAUGGGGAGUUUUGUGUCAUACAGUUGGUGGGCAUGUUGAGGGGAAUUGCUUCUGGAAUGAAGUACUUGGCCAGCAUGAACUAUGUCCAUCGGGAUUUGGCUGCUCGCAACAUCCUCGUGGACAGCCAGCUGGUCUGCAAAGUCUCUGAUUUUGGUCUAUCCCGUGUCCUGGAGGAUGAUCCUGAUGCUACUUAUACCACCAGCGGUGGAAAAAUCCCCAUCCGAUGGACAGCGCCCGAGGCCAUCUCUCAUCGCAAGUUCACCUCUGCCAGCGACGUCUGGAGCUACGGAAUUGUCACCUGGGAAGUGAUGUCCUACGGUGAGCGGCCGUACUGGGAGCUCUCCAAUCACGAGGUAAUGAAAGCAAUCAAUGAGGGCUUUCGACUUCCUGCACCACUGGAGUGUCCUUCUGCCAUCUACCAGCUAAUGAUGCGGUGCUGGCAACAAGAGAGAAGUCAGCGACCUAAAUUCAACGAUAUUGUGAGCAUCCUGGACAAGCUGAUCCGUGCUCCUGAGUCACUCAAGACCUUGGCAGAGUUUGACCCUCGGAUCUCUAUCCGCUUGCCAAGCACCAGUGGCUCAGAGGGUCUUCCCUUCCGAACUGUGGCGGAGUGGCUGGAGUCCAUCAAAAUGCACCAGUAUACAGAGCACUUCACGGCUGCCGGCUAUAAUGUCAUUGAGAAGGUGGUGCAGAUGACCAACGACGAUAUCAAGAGAAUCGGAGUGCGUCUACCGGGACACCAGAAGCGUAUUGCCUACAGCCUCCUGGGAUUGAAGGAGCAGGUCACCACCGUCGGCAUCCCAAUUUGAGCUGGAGAAAUUCCACCCAACAUCGGUAGCUCUACUGCCCUAUUCUGCUACUUCGCUUGAUGACUCUAGAACCACCAGCAAGCGUCCUUCCUGGUAUAUACUUGAAGUGGAGCAUCAAAGUGACCUCUCUCACCGAGGAUGCUGACAAUUAAGCACCUGCCUUCCCCGCGCUUCAUAGCUCCAUAUUUAUUGCCUGCCUUCUCAUCUAUCUGCUGGAGAUUUCACACCCUACUCCGUGAAGCGUCCAGGAUAAGCCAUCAGACUGUGCCUUAUUUCCCAGUGGUGUAUCACCGAGCAGAGCUCUUCCAGCCUUAAUUCUCGCUUGGAAAGACCCUCAGGCUGCUGAAUGUUUGCACCACCCCUUCUUUCAUCUCCUUUCUCCAUUCUGCCUCAAAAACCCUUGACUAACGCAACGUCGAUCAUUGGUCCACUGCUGGGAUGCAAAACAAAAGCCUGCUCCUUUCCACAUUCAGAAGUGCCCUCCCCCCCAUCUUAAUGUCUUUUUCUUUAACAUAACAUUAAGAGUGGAAAACUCUGUUAAUUAUAGCUUAUGUAUGAAGCUAAGCUUUAGCUUUAAUUUGAUUAGGACUGUGCACAUUUAGAAUAUCAUAGCAGUACAACAGGAACUGCUGGAUAUUCUGUUCUUGAUCUGCGUUUCUAUUCAGGCACAGAAGAGUUUUUCUCUUACAUUACUAUUUAACGAACCUAACCUGGCACUUCCAAGAGGCUUUACAUAGACUCUGCUCAAGUCUCAGCGUAAAAAUGGUUUGCCAAGGAUGGUCCACAGACGACUCUUUGCAAGUCAUCUUCUUGUUUUCUCAUUUGUUAUUUAUUCAUCCUUCCAAACUGCUGCCCACCCCUAAAUGCACUCUUGACUUUUUGACAAUUAUUC